AUGAUCUCCGAUACCUCGACUGUUCCAGACAUGUCUGCUGCUACGAAAGAGAUCCUCACCAAGGUCCGGCAACUGGUGCCGCCGAUGCUCGACAAGUUCCACAAAGGGCAACUUGGGCGAGUGGCAGUCAUUGGCGGGAGUGAGGAUUACACAGGGGCACCGUACUUCUCGGCAAUGGCAAGCGCAAGACUGGGGUGUGAUAUGUCCCACGUCGUCUGCACCCCCAACGCCGCAGCCGUGAUCAAGACCUACUCGCCAAACCUGAUGGUACACCCUCUAAUGCGGUCCUCGCCGUCCACCCUCGCGGGCUCCAUCACCUCCCCAUCCGCCGACACCGACCCGGCCCGCAUCGCCGAGUCCAUCAUCGCGAUGCUCCCCCGGCUGCACGUGCUCGUCAUCGGCCCCGGCCUGGGCCGCGACCCGCUGAUGCACGACGUGUGCGCGCGCGUCAUCCGCGCCGCCCGCGACCGCGGCACGCCGCUGGUCCUCGACGCAGACGCCCUCGCCCUCGUGCAGCGCGACCCGGGCCUCGUGCGCGGCUACCCCGCCGCCGUGCUGACGCCCAACGUCGUCGAGUUCGGCCGCCUGACCGGCGCGCUGGGGAUCGACGACGAGGUCGCGGGGGCGGGCGAGGGCGCAAAGGUGGAGGCGCUGGCAAGGGCGCUGGGGGGCGUCACGAUCGUGCAGAAGGGCGGGACGGACCUGAUAUCGGACGGCAAGACGACGCUGGCGGUGGACCUGGUCGGCGGGAGGAAGAGGAGCGGCGGGCAGGGGGAUACGCUGACGGGCAGCAUCGCCACGUUCCUGGGCUGGAGGAAGGCUUACCUGGACGGCAUCUGGGAGACGGGCGGGCGGCUGAGCGAGAGGGAGACCGUCGGGUUGGCGGUGUUUGGGGGCAGUGCGAUUACGAGGGAAUGCUCUCGCCUCGCCUUCGCUAAGAAGGGGCGCUCAUUGCAAGCUAGUGAUCUGACGGACGAGGUGCACACGGCCUUCAUGAACCUAUUUGGCGAAGUGGACGAGGAAAGGGGAGACUAA
Phialemonium atrogriseum is the source of this 1035-nucleotide messenger RNA. Its product is annotated as H-hydrate dehydratase. NCBI's taxonomy places the organism in Eukaryota, Fungi, Ascomycota, Sordariomycetes, Cephalothecales, Cephalothecaceae. The record is from RefSeq and is a predicted model, not a curated record. Gene Ontology annotation, biological process: metabolite repair. The coding region runs from base 1 to 1035 and encodes 344 amino acids. The transcript has 4 exons. Gene Ontology annotation, molecular function: ATP-dependent NAD(P)H-hydrate dehydratase activity.